CAGCAGCAGCGGUAUCCUCGCGGGCGUGCAGGUGCCCAGGUGCAGGUGGGCUUGGACAUAUCCAUUGUAGAAUUGUGCGCUGGCCGUCCAAGCGGCGUGGUCAGACAACGCCAUUGAAUUCGAGCUGGACGAUUUUCCCCAACGACACAGCCAUGCCUGCAUCAUCGUCCUCAUGAAGCGCAUGCUGCCCUCCACGUCGUGUCCAUUCUUCGCGCCUAUUCCUGCCACGCCUGGAUGACGACAAUCGCCGGCGUGUGUCCCUUGCGCUUUGCCCGACCCAUGCUCCCGCCAUCCGAAGUUUGCGCUGUCUCUGACCGCGCACUCAAGCAAUGCCGGGACUUCCAGCCAGUAUAGAUCUCGACGAAUGCAUAUCCCGACUGUACAACAAGGAGCUCCUCGCCGAGUCCGUCAUUGAAGCGGUAUGCGCCAAAGCGAAAGAGCUGUUGAUGAAAGAGAGCAAUGUCGUCCACAUCCAAGCGCCCGUCACCGUGGUUGGUGACAUCCACGGGCAAUUCUUCGACAUGAUUGAGAUUUUCAAAAUUGGAGGCCAUUGCCCGGACACCAAUUACCUAUUCCUCGGCGACUAUGUCGACCGCGGUCUCUUCAGCAUCGAAACCAUCUCCCUCCUCGUCUGCCUCAAACUGCGCUACCCCGAACGUGUGCACCUCAUCCGCGGCAACCACGAAUCCCGCGGCGUGACACAAUCCUACGGCUUCUACACCGAAUGCAGCCGCAAAUACGGCAACGCCGCCGUCUGGCACCACUUCACCGACAUGUUCGACUACCUCUCCCUCUCGUGCGUCAUCGACGACAAGAUCUUCUGCGUGCACGGCGGCCUGAGCCCCAGCAUCCACAGCAUCGACCAGAUCAAGAUCAUCGACCGGUUCCGGGAGAUCCCCCACGAAGGGCCCAUGGCCGACCUGGUCUGGUCGGACCCGGACGCCGAGCGGGACGAGUUCAGCCUGAGCCCGCGCGGCGCGGGCUACACCUUCGGCGCGCAGGUGGUGCGGAAGUUCCUCGAGGUCAACAGCAUGAACCACAUCCUCCGGGCGCACCAGCUCUGCAACGAGGGGUACAUGGUCAUGUUCGACGAUCAGCUCUCGACGGUGUGGAGCGCGCCGAACUACUGCUACAGAUGCGGCAACCUCGCGAGCGUGCUCGAGGUCGGGCCCGGCGGGGAGCGGAAGUGGAACGUCUUCGACGCCGCGCCCGAGAAUGAGGUCCAUCGCUUGGAAUCGCAGCAGCAACAGCAACAGGCGGGGAACGACCCCGUCAGGGAUUACUUCCUCUGAGAGAAACGUCACGGACGACGGGAUCUCUUUUACAGCGGGCACCUAGCCGAGCGAGUGUUGACGAUGAAGAAUGUUGGGAAGGCGAAAACCGGGCUAGAUGCCCCUUGCAUGUGGUCCAUGUAUUCCCUGAUGGAUGCAAAAAAGGACGCGCAAUUGGUGCGAUGUAGUGGCGGAGCUGCAAUGGCGGAAUGGGUACCUAUGUCUGGCUAUUGUGUGUAAAGGCGCAACGGGAUCUUGAUAGACAUGCAUACAAAUUUCUUUAUCGACACGAGUAUUCAGUUUACAUAUAGGUACCCGGGUGAGACGGGUCGACAGAAGUGAACAGGAUUCGGCAAUGGCAUCUGGGGACAAUAAUAAAAGGUAGUCCCAUGGAAAGACUGACAUGGACGAAGAGAAAAGCAUUCAGCGUGAGAGAAACAUGAAAUUCAUUUAUUUUCAUUCAAUUUCUA
Molecule: messenger RNA, 1741 nt
Organism: Dissoconium aciculare CBS 342.82
Lineage: Eukaryota; Fungi; Ascomycota; Dothideomycetes; Mycosphaerellales; Dissoconiaceae
Product: Metallo-dependent phosphatase
Exons: 3
Coding region: 330-1292 (320 amino acids)
Biological process (GO): peptidyl-serine dephosphorylation
Cellular component (GO): FAR/SIP/STRIPAK complex
Molecular function (GO): protein serine/threonine phosphatase activity
Source: RefSeq, a predicted model, not a curated record